This is a messenger RNA of Cloeon dipterum, 2317 nucleotides long. Its product is annotated as cullin-1-like. Gene Ontology annotation, cellular component: Cul3-RING ubiquitin ligase complex. The coding region runs from base 1136 to 1978 and encodes 280 amino acids. The transcript is spliced from 7 exons. The record is from RefSeq and is a predicted model, not a curated record. Lineage: Eukaryota; Metazoa; Arthropoda; Insecta; Ephemeroptera; Baetidae. Gene Ontology annotation, molecular function: ubiquitin protein ligase binding. Gene Ontology annotation, biological process: ubiquitin-dependent protein catabolic process; protein ubiquitination.
CGUAAUGCUGGAAGAUAACGGAUUCCAGGAUUACCUGAUGAAUGCUAUGGUAAAUUUAGUCCAAGAAUUUAGACAAGGCGAUAGGAACGAGGAGUUCCUACCAGAAAUGAAACUAGCACUCGAAAAUCUCACCUUCAUUUACCAUCCAAGAAAAUUACAUAAAUCAGACAGAGUGAGAUUUCGCUUUAGUAGUGUAAUUUGAUAUUUUUCUGACAAAAUUCUUGUAGGCACUCGAAGUUGUAUUGAAACAACAAUUUUUUACACCUUUGAGUGAAACAUACAUUGAAAUAGUGAGCAGCUACUUGGAGAGAGACGAGCAGGAUGAGCAUUUGCGUAUCAUGAAGUUUGUCACAGAAAAAUGCCAAUUGGAUUAUGUUUGGAUAGAGGCAAUUUUUCCCGAAGAGCCAGCUAUCGUCGAUGCAUAUAUGUUUCACACAUUUUAUGCGCCAGUCAAACCUAUAUUACUAAGUACUGUGGACAGAUUGUUCAAAGAAGAGAAAUAUGAAGCGCUCGCAAGACUGUACAAGGCGGACUGCGAUGGCAUUGACAUGUUUUACUUGACCUCGACAUUUGAUACAAAUAUCCAAAGAAAAACAACAGAAAUUGUGGAAAAAUCGGCUCAAAAUGACCAGCUGAUAGAGGCCCUCGUUAAACUUUACGCAGAGGAGUAUAAAAUGAUCAAAAACUUCUUUAGAGGUGACAGUUUGUUUUUGGACCUGCUGAACAAGGCUGUAGCACCCAUUUUGAAUAAGAAAACUGAUUCAAACUCUCCUUGCAAGUCCACCGAGAAGGUUAAUUUUUAUUUUAUCUAAAAUUUGUCAUAUUAUGACCAUACAACCAAACCUAUAUCAACAGUUGGCAAAAUUACUUGACACCCUCAUGCGCAACAAGGACCUAUCAGAGAUCGAAAUUGAGGAGGAAUUUGAUCGUAUAGGCCCUAUUUACCAAAUCCUCCUCGAAAAGGAUGUCUUUGAAAGAUUGUACACUGUUUUGACCGCGAAACGACUUCUCCAGAAGGUUUCUCGGUCAUUGGUACUCGAAAGGGCACUUUUGAAACGAUUGCCGCAGGUGAUUAAUGAAUGCCCAAACUGUUUUUGAUAAUUUCUAUAUAUGCAUACUUUUGUUUUAGUGGGGAAUGAUGAACCCAACCAUGAUCUACAAUAUCAACGCCAUGAUUGAAGACGUGUUAGCGUCAGACAUGAUGCUCGAAAUGUUCAACAGAUCAUCCAUGGUCACGAAAAAUGAAAAUGACUUCGUAUUUUCCGCCCAGGUCAUGAAAUCCAAUACUUGGCCAAUACGCAGCUCAGAUCGUACCCAAAUCGAACUAUCUGGCGAGUUGAAGGCUGCUUUGGUUAAGUACGAAAGCAUUCAUAGGCUCUCCUACGACCAUCGGAAGCUGAUCUGGAAUUACCAACAAAGCAAAUGUGAAAUGGCAAUUAACUAUUUAGACAAGCCCUACAUGCUCUCAAUGAACACCUAUCAAAUGGCAAUCAUACUCCUUUUCGAAAAAAAUGACCAUCUUGGCUUCAUGGACAUCAAAGAGACUCUCUCAAUCCCUGAACAUACCCUCAUUGAUCAGCUUGCUUGCCUGGUCGAAAGCAAACUCCUCAUCGCUGACCCAAAGGUUUUCAGCGCGAAUUGCCAGUUAUCGCUGAAUUUCAAGUACAGGAAUGCAAAUACCAAAGUUAAAAUUCCGAGCAGACCAGAACAUUGCGAAGCAUUUCUUGAAAAGACUGAAGAUAUUGAGAUUGUCCUCCGACAUAGGCGAUUCAUCAUUCAGGCUGCAAUAGUUAGAUUCGCGAAGCGGAACUCGCCAGUGAGCCACGACCAUCUUCUCUCUGGGGUGCGGCAAAUUCUUGAAGAUAAAUUUGAGCUGGAAAUACCGAUGUUUGAAAGGGCUACUGCCGAUCUAAUUGAUGGGAAGUACUUGGUAGAGGACCUUAAUAACAAGAAACUGUACAGAUACCACGUUCCCUAGUUCGUUCUUUGGACAGCCACUUAAAUCGUUUAUUGGGCUUAAAAUUAAUAACGGUGAUUGUCAAGAAUGUAAAUUUUUGUUAAAAAUGUGCAUUUACAGAAAUUUCUGAAUAUUUGCCGCAGUAUUUUUCAAAUUGUUACUUAAAUUAUUGCAGUUUUGUUGCAAUUAUUUAGUUACCAUUUUAUUUGAUACACAAACUUGUAAACUCAGGAUGAUCUCAGCUAAUAAUUAAGUUGUUAAAGUAAAAAAAAUAAUUACGUUAUUUUAUACUGUAUUGCCGCUUGUUUGUCACCUAAAGUUGGCGGCGCCAAAUGUGCCCAUUAGUUGUCGCUAACCUAU